AUGGAAGGCCUCCAGAUGGCACAGAUCAUUGCCGAUCUGCAAGCCCUGCAGAACGCCGUGGGUGCUUCUUCUCCUCCUGCAUCUUCAUCUUCAUCUUCAUGCCCACCUGUUUCUUCCUCAUCAAUGCCUCCUCCCCCCAGCUUCCCUCCAGCUUCUGCUUUGUCCACAAGCAUCCUCUCCUACAUCUUCUGCCGCCCAGGCUUCUCGUCUCUGCCACCGGCUCGAUUCGCAACUACGCAAAUCCAGACACCAAAGAAUGCCGAGACAAAGACAGAGACGGAAGUUAACACCACCGUCCAGGACCCCGCCGCUGCUCAUGCGCUCUUGACGCCCAUGAACCCCAAGCCAGCUCCGGUCAAUUCCACCGGCACAGGAGCCUCCACUCCACAGAGCCGUCGAGAUUCGGGAGCACAAGGGCCAAAGUACGAUAGGAUGGGACGUACGGUCGUCGCGCCGGGUAAACCACCGCCAAACUUCACGAGAGAGGAAUCGGGUGCCAGCACGGGUAGCUCAGUCGGGAUUGGGAGUGCUACCCCAGGUGGAGGGGCUGGUGCUGAGAUGGACGAAGACCUCAAGCGGGCCAAGACCCUCCUUGAGCUCUUCGAGAUGCGCGGCAAGUUCAAGCACAUGGGCGACACGGGAUUAUUGAGAGCCAAGCAGCGCGUUGAUGAUGUGGUCGCCAGACACGCCCGAUCCGAGCUCGACUAUCGCGAGAAGGAAGCCCGCACCAGACAUCUCCGCGUCAACAGAUAG
Molecule: messenger RNA, 753 nt
Organism: Drepanopeziza brunnea f. sp. 'multigermtubi' MB_m1
Lineage: Eukaryota; Fungi; Ascomycota; Leotiomycetes; Helotiales; Drepanopezizaceae
Source: RefSeq, a predicted model, not a curated record